Pichia kudriavzevii is the source of this 2286-nucleotide messenger RNA. RefSeq lists its product as uncharacterized. Lineage: Eukaryota; Fungi; Ascomycota; Pichiomycetes; Pichiales; Pichiaceae. The transcript has a single exon. Gene Ontology annotation, molecular function: protein serine/threonine kinase activity; ATP binding. Gene Ontology annotation, biological process: protein phosphorylation. The record is from RefSeq and is a predicted model, not a curated record. The coding region runs from base 1 to 2286 and encodes 761 amino acids.
AUGUCGGAUUUUGCCAAGAAUUUGUUUGGCUUUGGCAAACAGAAAACACAAUCCCCUGAUGCUACAGCCAACAUGAAUUCGUCAAACGGUGCUAUCAACAACCAAUUUAAGUCCAAUGAGCACCACAACACAAACGCAGUUCGCAGAGUUGUAUCCAAUUCGGGCUUCCCUGCUGAAAUAUUGCCUCAUGCGACUCCAACUAUAGGACUAAACGAAAAAUCAUACGCUAUGGGCACCACCAUAAAAGACCCAACAGCAUUGAAUAGAUCUAUCACACAGUUCGAUCAAUCCCAAGACAAAUAUACACAGUCUCAAAGCAGUAACUUGACUGCGCAAUUGAGUAACAACAAUUCACAGUCACUAAACAAUGAAAACACUGACCUUAACAACCACACCAAUGAACAAAUAUUGCAUAAUAAACAAGAGCAUAAUCAUAAUAUGAACAAUAAUAAUCUUAACCUUAAUCUUAAUCAUAGCAACAAUGACAAUCAACAACCGCCACAAAUCAAUGUAUCAGAGGAUUCUCAGCAGUCCCAUGGACAGCAUAAAUAUUAUUCUUCCCUAAACAAAAUUCAGGGAUACUCAAUUGCCAAUGCUUCUGAUGCUUAUGACAGUGUUCAAAGAGGCAAGCUACGUAUAGUAAUUGAGGAAGCCGUUGGAUUGAACGUUAAGUCUCCACAUUCUCAACCUUAUGUUGUCUGCACUUUCGAAUCAUCGGAGAUUGUUACGCAACGUCCAGAAAGUUAUGAUCCUAGAAGUCAUGAUUUCUCUCACAAGGCCAAUCACAGAACCAACAGCAACUCAUCUAAAACCUCACUAUCUGGUGAAUAUAAUCCAGCCAAUCCCUCGUGGCAACACACUGCUAUUUUUGACGUCAUUGGCGCUAAAUCUCAACUGCAAGUGUCUGUUUAUGAUACCGCCCUUGAUGGCAAUUUCCUAGGCCAUGUUAGUAUUUUCCCUAAAACUAUUGAUGAUUCCAGAGUCGAAAGAUGGUAUGAUUUACAGCCACGGUUGCCUGAUGAACCUGUUGCGGGUAAGAUAAGAAUUAAAUUAGAGUACUCCAAUAUCCGUAAGAGACAUUAUGGUCCAAACGAUUUCGAAAUCUUAAGGCUUUUAGGUAAAGGUACCUUUGGUCAGGUGUUUCAAGUUAAGAAGAAAGAUUCAAAGAGAAUCUAUGCAAUGAAGGUCUUGUCCAAGCAAGUUAUUGUGAAGAAGAAGGAGAUUGCACAUACCAUUGGUGAAAGAAAUAUUUUAGUUAGAACUGCAACAACAGAGUCUCCUUUUAUUGUUGGCCUGAAAUUUUCUUUUCAAACCCCAACAGAUUUAUAUUUGGUCACAGAUUUUAUGAGCGGUGGUGAAUUGUUUUGGCAUUUACAGAAAGAAGGUAGAUUUAGUGAGGAAAGGGCCAAAUUCUAUAUUGCAGAGUUGGUUCUGGCUUUGGAACAUUUACAUGAUAAUGACAUUGUUUAUAGAGAUCUAAAGCCAGAAAACAUUUUACUAGAUGCAAAUGGUCAUAUUGCAUUAUGCGAUUUUGGUUUAUCUAAGGCAAAUCUAUCAAAUGACGGAACAACCAAUACUUUUUGCGGCACCACAGAAUAUUUAGCUCCUGAAGUUUUGUUAGAUGAAUCGGGCUACACAAAGAUGGUUGAUUUUUGGUCAUUAGGUGUCUUAAUCUUUGAAAUGUGCUGUGGUUGGUCUCCAUUUUAUGCAGAAAAUACACAGCAGAUGUAUAAAAAUAUUGCUUUUGGCAAAGUUAGGUUUCCAAAGGAAGUCUUGUCUCAAGAAGGAAGGUCUUUUGUUAAAGGUUUGUUAAAUAGAAAUCCAAAGCAUAGAUUAGGUGCUAUCAAUGAUGCACGUGAACUAAGAGCACAUCCAUUCUUUCAUGAUAUUAAUUGGGGAAAUUUGAGAGAAAAGAAAAUUGCGCCACCUUUUGUUCCAUAUAUUGCCAAUGAAUUAGAUACAUCCAAUUUUGAUCCUGAAUUUACAAACGCUUCAACAUCUGCAAUUAAUAAACAACUAUUUAUGGGAACGACUCCUUUGUCUCAAGCAGUGCAAGAAAACUUCAAAGGGUUCACUUAUGUUGACGAAUCGACUAUGUUUGAUCACUUCAAUCCUUCAAUGGGACGCAGAGGUUCCUAUAAACCACAAUAUGGUUCAUUUAUUCCAGGUAAUCCAAAUUUGCCACCUGAUGAAGAGGUCGUAGAUGAAGUCAGUGAAAUUGAGGAAGAAAAUCAGGAUGACAUGGAUUUGGAUGACGAAUUUGUCAAUGGACAAUUUGAUUUAUAA